AUGAGUAACACGCGACCAUUGACGCGCCAAAAUUCUAAACAACAGAAUAGGCAGGAUAGCGGGGAGGUAAUAUUUGACGGGGUUGGUUCAUCGAACCAGAGUAACCAAUCCAGGGUAGUACACUCACCACCUGCGACAACGAGUACGAUAACGCCCAGUACUACCGUUUCGUCCGCGAACUCGACAAUGUCGGUUCCCCCUCCCACGGUACCCAAUAUACCAAGCCUGGUUGUCACUGCAGGCACGCCACUGCAGAACAGACCACCAGUUAGGCGCAGCUUAGGAAAUAACUUGGCGACGGUACCAAGUACCACGUCAAUGGUCACCACGAUGACCACAUCGAUUGUAACAACUACACCGGUUACAGUAACAAAUACACCGAUAACAAUUACCACCACAUCGGGGUUAACCAGAACGAAUAAUUCACCGGCAAUUAAUUCGAAUACGCAAAUAAACCAAAGAAUAAACAAUAAUACUUCGCAAGCGUCUGUGGACGGGGUAAUUUUAGAAAACACCCCACCGGUACAAUUUCCAUCGAUUCAGCCUAAUGCGGGAUCCGUUUCUUAUCCUGGCAUCGCUCCAGUUCCCGCACAGACUGAACAAGGAGCAACUCUUGCUGCUUUAGCUCAAAUUAUGAGUUGCAUUCAAAAUUUGUCCCUUACUUUAAACUCGCAGCGGGAAAAUACUUUACAAGUGCCUGUACAACUUAACACACAAACUGUUCGCACCGUAACUCACAGUUUUGGCGACGGGGAGUGUGGUACAGGACACUUGACACAAGAUACUAGGGCUAUGACGUCUUCAGCCCUCCCGGUGUACGAACAACCUGGUACCAGUGGAACCAUGAAUGUCCACAGUAACUUGGCAGGAAGAAAUAAUAAUAUAAAUAAUAAUUCAAACAUGGACACGAAUAAUAACACCGGCACACAAAAAAAAUAA
This is a messenger RNA of Microplitis mediator, 939 nucleotides long. RefSeq names its product mucin-2-like. NCBI's taxonomy places the organism in Eukaryota, Metazoa, Arthropoda, Insecta, Hymenoptera, Braconidae. The record is from RefSeq and is a predicted model, not a curated record. The transcript has a single exon. Bases 1 to 939 code for a protein of 312 amino acids.